Linum tenue is the source of this 1568-nucleotide messenger RNA. The record is from the annotation of a GenBank genome assembly. Lineage: Eukaryota; Viridiplantae; Streptophyta; Magnoliopsida; Malpighiales; Linaceae.
CGUGACAAAUUACAUCCCUACUACUCACUCGGCAUUGAAUGAGUGAAGCAGGGUUUUGUUUUCUCGGGCCAGGUGGUGGUGGUGGUUUGACUGGCACCUGACCUCACCAGCUGACUGCUCACCUGAACAAGAAAGCCAAACAAAGAAAGGAGUGUAACCAGAGACCAGACGGCAACAGUGGAAAAACGCCACCCGCCUGACCCGAACCCCAACCUUCUUCCCCUCUCUCUCUCUCUCUCUGCCUCGAAAAUCUCUAUCUGGAAACGGAAGCGGAAGAAGAAGACCUCCCUCGCAACUCCCAACUUCAUUUCCUUUCUUCUGCACACUAGUUUAGCAGUCCUCUCCUCCAUCCGCCUUUCUCUCUCUCUCUCUCUCUGGUCUCUGUUGUGGUAAGGAGUUAACCACUACUACUAUUGCUUCUUUAACCGCAUGUAUAAAUGAUGACCGAUGACGAGCAGCAGACCACCGCCAUGACUCCUUCCUCUGUUCACUGCCAUCAUCCUCACAACCAUCGGAUGGUCAAGGCCGAAGCAGCAGCAGCAGAUCAACAAGACGAUGACGAAGACGACAGUGGCGAUUAUCUGUUAGGGGGACCGAACCCGACCACAUUCUCCCAACUCCUCUGCUCCAGCGACGACGAUCCUCCUCGUCACAUGAUCAUUGACGCCGCGCAUGUCCAUCCUCCCCACUCUGCUCCUCCUCCUCCUUCGAUGCUCUGCUUUGGCGCCCCUGCCGCUACCACCCAAUGCUGCUCCCACCUCGAGGACGGCGGUGCUCUGUUCUCGCCGCCGCGUCAUCAUCAUUAUCAAGACAACAAUCAUGACGACGAUCUUCUUCUUCCAAACACCGCCCCCGCGGCCGCCACUGCAAAUCCUCCGCCAGCGAGGAAGAGGGCAAGCAAGAAGAGUAAAACAGCACUGGUAAACAACCGUGGCACCACUGCUACCGCCGCUGUACCCGCCUCUCCUCCUCGUGUUCCUAAGGCAAGGAAGGAGAAGGUGGGAGAAAGGAUUGCGACAUUGCAGCAGCUGGUUUCCCCCUUUGGAAAGGUCUUUUCUUUUCCACUUGCAAGAACAAGAAAGCUAACGGAUACGGCAUCGGUACUGCACGAAGCGAUGGGAUACAUCAGGUUCCUGCAAGAUCAGAUUCAGGUCCUCUGCUCGCCUUACCUCCUCCUCCUCCAAGAAACCCCAGCUCAGCAGCAGGGGAAGAGGGAGCUGAAGAGCAGAGGGCUGUGCCUGGUUCCCGUGGACUGGACCAUGCAUGUCGCCAACGGCGCCGAUCUUUGGUCCCCUCUCUCCACCACCACGACGGCUCCCACUCCCGCGUUUCCGUGCUUUCCACCACUGCCAGCCUCGUCGGCCGACCAGUAAUUGGAUUUGGAUGAAUGUCUCGGUUCUUUUGUAACCUUUUUUUCCUAGCUAGUUAAAAGCCAGGAGGGUAGUUAGAGGAAAGACGGGGGACCCACUGAGAAAAGGGGAAAAUUGUAUGUAUUUUUUUUUUUUUCCCUCGCUGGUGGUCAAAGGGUGCUGUUUCUUUCUUUCUUUCUAAAAUAGUGAAUUUUCCCG